AUGUUUGUACGUGUACACAAAAAACACACUUUACAUUGCCGGUGGAAUUUGCAUCAUUCAGUGCACAGACAGAGUAGAAGCCACGGAUAAGGGGUGAACUUUUCCACUUUUUCAGGGCAAGAAACCGCCACGAAAAGCUCAGAAACAUGAGUUGUUUAAAGUGCUUGUUGUUUUGUGUUAUUGCUGUAUCACUCUCAAGGGCUGACGUUUUCUUUCAAGACCAAUUUGAUGGUGACUGGGAGGACAGAUGGGUGAACUCUGAACAUAGAGAUGGACUAGGAAAAUUCAAAUUGACGGCUGGAAAGUUUUUCAAUGAUGCUGAGAAAGACAAAGGUAUUCAGACCAGUCAAGAUGCCAAGUUCUACGCCCUGUCAGCAAAGUUUGACUCCUUCAGCAAUGAGGGCAAAGAUCUUGUAGUUCAGUUCUCUGUCAAGCACGAACAGAAGAUCGACUGCGGAGGAGGUUACGUCAAAAUAUUCCCUGGAGACUUGGACCAGAAGGACAUGCAUGGAGAUUCACCUUACAAUGUCAUGUUCGGACCUGAUAUCUGUGGUCCUGGCACUAAGAAAGUUCACGUCAUCUUCAGCUACAAGGGCAAAAAUCUGCUUAUCAAGAAAGAUAUUCGAUGCAAGGAUGAUGAAAUGACUCAUUUGUACACACUCAUUCUGCGUCCUGACAACACAUACGAAGUGCGCAUUGACAAUAAGAAGGUAGAGUCGGGCAACUUGGAGGACGACUGGGACUUCUUGCCACCUAAGAAGAUCAAGGACCCCGAAGCUAAGAAGCCAGAGGACUGGGACGAGAGAGAAAAGAUUGAUGAUCCUGAGGAAACUAAACCAGAGGAUUUCGAUAAGCCAGAGUUCAUCCCCGACCCUGAUGCAGAGAAGCCUGAGGAUUGGGACGAUGAGAUGGACGGCGAGUGGGAACCACCAAUGAUUAACAACCCAGAAUUCCAGGGAGAAUGGAAACCCAAACAGAUCGAUAACCCAGAGUACAAAGGUAAAUGGGUCCAUCCAGAAAUCGACAACCCAGAAUAUGAAGCUGACGAUGCUCUUUACCAAUAUGAAGACUUCGGUGUAAUAGGAUUUGAUUUAUGGCAGGUAAAAUCAGGCACCAUUUUUGACAACGUCCUUAUCACAGACGAUGUAACAUUAGCAGAAAAACAAGCGGAUGAGUUAUGGAAACCAACAAAGGAGGGUGAGAAGACGAUGAAAGACAAACAAGACGAAGAAGAGAAACAGAAGAGAGAGGAGGAAGAGAAAAAAAUGAAAGAUGAAGAAGAAGAUGAAGACGAAGAAGACGAAUUCAAAAUGAACGCAGACGAUCUUGAAGGAUUCGAAGAAGGAGAUCUAGCGGAGGAAUUUGAAGGAGAGGAGGAAGAUGAAGAAAUGCUUCAUAAAGAUGAAUUGUAAAACGAUGCUUAUGGGGAGGUUGGGGAUUUUUUUUUCAAUUUACUUUUUUUUCAGAGAGAGGGAGUGGAAAAACAAUUUAUAUAGUUUAGUUUGUAAAAUAAUAACUUAUGCUGCAAUAUGUUUGAGCUAUUAAAACUUUUGCGAGUUGCGGCUUGCAGUUUUUAUUUUUUUGUUUCGUAAAUUUUUUGGUGGAUUUUCACUUUUGGGGGUGAAUUUCCAGCGAAGAAGCCUUAAUGGCUGAUAAAAGUUUGUGGAUAUCUCGAACACGUUGCAGUUUGGUGUUUUAUGGGAUGUUUAGGGUGUUGUACUGACCCGACAGGAUCCGCAACCCCUGUUGGAGUUUACAACUGUACAGUACAAAUUCAUUGUAUACUUGUUUAUUUCGUAUGGUGGUACUGUGAUGAUUAUUUGAGCAAAAUAACCAUAAACUUCCUGCACUACCUUCAUGGAUAUUUUUUUGUUCCUCAGCAAGCAUCUCUGUCUUGUGCCCAAAACAAAUUAAUUGACUGUGUUUGUGGUCAGUGGCAGUGUUGAAAAUUGGUCAAUCAGUCAUUGAUCUAGUUAAAAGAUUAAAGCGACAAUCUAUUACUGCCAUUACUUUGUGAUAGGCACCUCCCACACUUUGCACUCGGCCUCCUGCCCUCAUCUUUUUUAAAUUUUGCAUUCUUUAAGCCACUAUGACCGUGAUGGGUGCCAGUGUAAUGUGUAAUGAAAUCUGCUUACAAAGUGUAUGCAAGUUUGAUUUGUAAAAGUUAAAUAUUCAAAGCUUUUUCAUAGCCAUCUUUCCCAACUACACAUCGUUGUUACAUGUAUGUAUUUUUAGAGUUGAUCUUUGACCUUAAGUUUAAUUUAUUACACUUCGAUGUAUUGAUAUAUUUUAUUCAGUGACACAUUUGUGAACAAAAUAACCAAACCAAUCUCUUUUGAAAAGUGUUUGAUAUCUUUUAACCGCUCGAUUGGAAGAGUUCAAAACUCUCACUUUUACUCUCUAACAUUGGUUUUGUACAAAAAUAGCCAAAUACAUUAACACUUUGAUUGCUCAAAUGUCGUCUCUCAGGCCCAUCUAUUCCGUUGUGUCCCUUAAUGCAUGCAUAUGCAUGUCAUUACGCUUUAUACAGGGAAAGUAUUUUCAAUUUUUGACCAACAGAGGGCAGCAGACUGAGAAUAUCUUAUGACAAUCAGUCAAAGUGUUAAUUGAUGAAAAGAACAAAAAUAAUUGUUUGAUGUAUCGGAGAUGAGUAUUUUGUGGCAACUUGUUUUAUUUUUUACCUUUAUGUAAUAGUGAUGAAGAUUUUUUUAUUUUUGAAUGUUGCUAACACUUUUUGGGAUCAAGUGUUUGAAAAGGUUGGAUUGGGAAGUACUUUAGGAAUUGUAUAAUGAAGAUGGUUCUAUAUCAGUCUGAACCAAUCCAAACCCUCUCAACUCAACUAAGUUUGCCUGAAUUUAUUGGAUUCAGUUCUGCAAGUCUAAACCAAGUUGUAUGGGUCAUGGCUUUAUUCAAAUUUCUUGGAGCUCAACAUUGUCAGUGAUGAUGAACCAUAUGCUGAGGAAUUUACACGAAUAUUUGAAAGUUGUGACCAAUUAUCCAAUGGUGCAUGAGAGUCGAUUAUGUUGUGACCUAGUCUUGGUGCAAGACGUUGUUAUUCAUUAUUACUCAACUGUCGUGAUCCUCGUUGCGCAGUGUAUGUACAGGUACAUAAGGCUAUUUGACCAACUCAACAGGAGCGUCUUGCACCAAGACUAGUUGUGACUAUAAGCAGCCUCUCAAACGUUAAAAACUGUUAUCUUUGGAUUGUCCUGGUAGUAAUAUAGUGGUUUUCUUGUUUCCAUCUAUGUACUUUUAGUCAUUAUUAUAUAGAUUUGAGAUACAUGCAUUAUGCUAUGAGAGGCUCUCAAAUAAAAUGAUCACCCACCAUGUCACAAGUAAA
Molecule: messenger RNA, 3340 nt
Organism: Asterias rubens (European starfish)
Lineage: Eukaryota; Metazoa; Echinodermata; Asteroidea; Forcipulatida; Asteriidae
Product: calreticulin-like
Exons: 9
Coding region: 147-1412 (421 amino acids)
Biological process (GO): protein folding
Cellular component (GO): endoplasmic reticulum membrane; endoplasmic reticulum
Molecular function (GO): calcium ion binding
Source: RefSeq, a predicted model, not a curated record